AUUUAAUAACGUCUGGUAAAGUCGACAUGAUACUUUGAUAUCCAGCUUCUCCACAUUACACCGUCGCGUCACUUCCUCAGCCCAUGAUGCCCAUCCCUUUGGAAAAAAAAAAAAAGAAAAAGAAAAUUCACACAGACAAACGACGGCGAGAAAAAGAGCGAGGGAAAAGUGGAGAGGGAAGCAAAAGUCAAAAAGCCAGAUGAAAAAGUUUGAUCCUGAGGAGCGAGCCAACCAAAGACCUGAAUAUUCUCUGUAAAUCAUGCCACUGCACAAAUCAUCAACCCGGGCACCUCGCCUGGACCCGACCAUGAUCUCGGCCCCGUUGGGCGACUUUCGCCAUACCAUGCACAUUGGGAGAGGAGGCGACGCCUUUGGGGACACCUCCUUCCUGUCCACUCUUGGCCCGAGCUCAGCCAGCCCUGAUCCGGAGACGCCACCGCCGCCGUCGCCGGCUGUUGACCCUCAGGUGGCGGCGUCCAACCACAGUGAUCUUCACACAGACGCUCCAGGAAGCCCACAGGACAGUGAGCUCCAGCACUCCGAGUCAGUUUCUUCGUUCGACUUGGAUUUUGAUCUAGGCCCGUCCAUGCUGGGGGACGUUCUCGGGGUGAUGGACGGUUUGGGGCUCGACUCCAACGAGGAGGACGUGUUCAAUCCCAAAAGUGGCGCUUCCUCGGUGGAAACGAAGCAGGAAAGAGGGGCCGUGGAGAUGUCUGUGAACAUGCAGAACGAGCUGAACGGGAAGGACUUGGUGGUUGGGUUGGAUGAAGACCAGGUGGGAGACGGCAGGAUACCAGAUGGGAAGCCAAAGGGGCUGCGACCAAAAGUGCGAUUCAGUGACAAACGAGAGGAGAUAAUUCGCCAAGCGUCCGAAGAGGAAGAGGGUCAAGGGUUUGACUUCCAGGAUGAGGAUCAGCUGGCGAGUCCAACGAGUGUAGUAGGUGGAGGUGAGAUCACCAACCACAAAGUAGAUUUGCCACCUAGUCCGGCCUCGUCACAUAGCUCAGAGUAUGAAGGAGUCACGCCGUUGGACAGGAGGAGGGUCGACAGCUGCCACUCAGAGACUGAUUCAGAGGAGGAUGAGGAGGAGGAGGAAGGACGGGGCUACACAUUUGAAGAUGAGUUUGAUGAUGAAAUCGGUCUAUAGGUACGAUUUCCCCUUUAAAGACACAUCUUUGCUGUCAAGUAAAUCAAGUAUACUGUAUUUCCCUUCACUCAUCAUUUCAGUAUCAUUUGAAUGGGAGGCUUAAACAGAAUGCAAACUGGAUUUAUUUCCUCUUUCUUUUUUUUACAGUUUGACGAUGUUGCUCAACUGGAAAAGACAUUUCAUGUUUUAUCUGUGAGGGUAACAGAUUUGUGUCAUUGAGGUUAUUACAGUGAAAGGUUUGUAGCACUUUGAUUUAUUUCACUGACCUGGAAGCUUUGCUAUGAAACAGACUAAGUUAAUGACACUCACGUUGUUGAUUUGUACUAUUUCUUACCAUCGGAAGCGCACACAACAGGUGUUUAUUGAGCUUUAUGUUAUAGUGCCUUAAAGAGAGCUGUAUUCUUACAUUAUUGUACCAUGUGCUAUAUCAAUGUCUUAAUAAUUAUUUCUCAUAUUGCAUGUUUACUACGAUCUCCAUGUCUUCUCUUGAUGUUUAAUGCAUUUGACGAGCUUUACAAAUGGUUCCCAGAGACAAAGUUAUCCUGUGUUUAGUUAAUUACUGUGAAUUUGUCACAUUCCAAGUCUGACAGUGUGAGUUUCUCUGUUUAACACAUCUGUUUUCAUAGUGCAGUUAUUUAGCAUGUUUAAGUUACCAAAGCUUUUCUUUGGGCUGUGGGGCUGGAACUAAUUUGAUGCUAAGACAAUCAUGGGAUUUAAAUUGUAAAUCAGGACCAGCGGUGUAUUUUUGUACAUGUUUUUAUUUUAUUUUUUGCUUGUAUAGUUCUUUUAUUUUGAACAAAUAUUUUAUUUCGUAAUGCUGUAAAAGGGAGAAACCAUUAUGCUCAUCUGUUAAAUGCUGGUUUAAACACAUUUGUUAUCCUGUGAAUUACAGUGAAAACAAUAAAAUAAUUAUUGGGAUUUUAAAAUAUUAA
This is a messenger RNA of Sebastes umbrosus (honeycomb rockfish), 2079 nucleotides long. RefSeq names its product CDC42 effector protein (Rho GTPase binding) 5 (gene cdc42ep5). Lineage: Eukaryota; Metazoa; Chordata; Actinopteri; Perciformes; Sebastidae. The coding region runs from base 260 to 1147 and encodes 295 amino acids. The transcript is spliced from 2 exons. The record is from RefSeq and is a predicted model, not a curated record.